GUCGGUUGCAGAAGCGGAAGGGAAGAAAAAGGAUCUGUCCUCUUCACUUCUCUAAAGUCUGUGAGAGGAUUUUUCACGGAGAGUUAAAGGAGAACAUGCUCCUGCGUACAGCCUCGACCCCGAGCCUGAGAUCGUCGCCGGAACCGGAUCCGGCUUUCCGGUUCCCGGGGACCCGACCUGUCUCUUUGACGCUCUCUCCGGCCCCUCCCGCCAAGAAAAUCCUGAGGACAUCAUCCGCAGAAGCAGAUUCAUUCAAGGGGCUGCCUUUGAAGCCGAGGAAGGGCCCUUCCACGGCUGAGGCAGAUGCGCAUUUUGUGGUUCUGGCUGAGGAGGCGGAACCGGGUGCCAAUGCCGAGAAGGCCCCGUUUCUGUUGAGCUGCUCAGUUGGGGCGGUGGAGGAGAGGCUGGCGUUGCUGGUGGGAGGCGGGGAGGGGAACGGCGGUGGAGGUGGUGGUGCGUGCGGAGGAGGUGGCGGAGGAGGUGGUUGGGAAUGGGGAGGGCAGGGGAGUGAGAGUUUGGAUGAGCAUUAUCAGUCUCUCAUCAAAUCAUAUCCUGGGGAUGCCCUGCUUCUCGGCAACUAUGCUCGGUUCUUGAAAGAUGUGAGAGGAGAUGCAGAGAAAGCGGAAGACUACUGCGCUAGGGCGAUUCUUGCAAAGCAAAGCAACGAACCUGCAGACGGGAAUGUUCUUUCUCUUUACGGGGACUUAAUUUGGAAAAAACAUAAGGAUGCUCCUCGAGCUCGUGGCUUCUUUGACCAAGCCCUGCAAUCUUCCCCGGAUGACUGCUAUGUUCUUGCUUCGUAUGCCCGAUUCCUGUGGGACUCCGGAGAAGAUGAUGAUGAUGAAGAAGAGGAUGAUGAAAAGAAGCUGCAUAUUGAUAAACAAGGAACUAACAAGAACGACGCACGCAAAUUUCCUUCUGCAACUGACAAUCAAAAUGCAGCAGCUGCUUAUUGAACUUUUAGCUUCAAUUUCUCUAAUUCUCGGUCCCGUUUGUACAGAGAUCCCUAUGUAAUCUACGCGCCUAUUCCGUA
This is a messenger RNA of Punica granatum (pomegranate), 1033 nucleotides long. Lineage: Eukaryota; Viridiplantae; Streptophyta; Magnoliopsida; Myrtales; Lythraceae. The record is from RefSeq and is a predicted model, not a curated record.